AUUCUUAAUCUAAAUCUCAAGCGUCAAUCCCGUUGAAGUUGAGAAAUCUCUUCGAUUUCUCCACCUUAGGCUGCAAAUGAAGAAAGAACGAAGUAGCCGUGCGCAUCGCUGCUGUGGCUCUUUUAUUUGAUUUCAGCUCUUGAAAAUGUCAAUGGUGGGGAUUUUAUAAAAGCCAGUGGAGCGAAACGGAGCUUGCGAUUUCCCAGCUGCCACCGUCCUAGUAAACUUCGCAAAAAUGGACGUCAAAUUAAUUUUUCUUAUUUUCUUGUACAUUUAUUCAAUAACCCAUCAAGUGAUCAGUGCAAAGUUUGAUACUAAUAAAUUCGAAAGGAAAAUGCUAGCGUUAAUGAAAGUUUUAAAGUAUUCGAUAGAAAGACCUGAACAGAUGAACAUGGAUACCACGUUUGGAGUAACUUUCGCACAAGCAAACAUACAAGCAGCUCUGCGACACAAAAACGUGAUAUAUCUGGAUGCCUAUCAAAAAGACGUGCUUGAAAAUCUUUUAGAACUUUCAGAAGAUACUCGAAAUUUACUUCAUACUUAUGAAAAACUUCCAAACAAGAAUGUGCAAGAAUUAAGCUUCCAACUGAAUCGCCCAGAAAUCUGGAUCAAACCUAUCGUUUGGAAAAAACUGGAUCUAACAGAUAAACCCUUGCCUAAUCCUGAUUUGACAGUAGAUGAGACCGUCGAAUCAAUGUUUAGGGGGCACCCACAGGAAGCGGAGAGCGAUUAUUGCUUCAUAAAUUUAGUAAAUCACUGCGAAUUCCCGAACGAAUGCCGCGAUCUAAUAGUGCACAACGAUAAUGCCACUACUGGAUAUCCGCUCACGCAUAGAUUACUCAUGAUACAGCUCAUGAAUGCUCUCGAAUGCGAGACGAAAAUAACGCAAUUCACGCCGUACCUCGUCUACGAAUUCUGCUCUUUAAUUUUACAAGAUUUGGUGAAUCUUGAAGCCAUGGAGUUUCCGCACGUCGGUAAGGAUCUGGCGUUAGAGCAAAUUUUCUUGUGCGGCUUGGAGGGAUAUCUCGACUUUCUUAAUGAGCAUUACGAGCAAUUGUUAUUAGAUUGGCAGCACCCAAGUGGUUGUUACAGCGGAAUAGGUCAUUCAGUAAAUUACAACUGGGCUAAGACACGCGUUCGUCGCUCUGGAGGUUUCACGGAUUUCGGUUGUGUGAAUCACGCGACAGGUCUUGGAGCAGCCGCGCUAGCAUUAUUCAUUCGCAAGGAUAUCGAAUUGAUGGUGUAGACGCGCACACAAGACUCUGAAAACAACGAAUUUAAUUGUGUUUCCAUUUCAAAACUCGAUUGAUUAAAAUGCCUGAUUACAAAGAAUAUUGUAUUUUUUCUUUGAAUGUCUCGAUUUUUAAGUUGAUAAAAAAUAAAGGAAGAAAGUUAGUGAAAAAAACAAUAAUUUAUUGCGGUUAUUAACAGUCAGUAAAUUUCUGAGGAGAUAAUAUUAGGAAUAUAUAUAGUAAUGCAUAUACGUAUAUGCGAUUUACAAUAAAUUUAUAUCAAUAAAUUAAACAAUUUAAGACAUUCAUCUUUUAUCUCUAAUAGUUAUCGUAUUAACAAAUUUACGUUUCUACUAUAAUGGCAACAAUUAUAUAUAUAUAUUAAUAAAUAAAAUUAAAAAUUUGCAUUUUCUAUUAUUCUAUAUACGCAGAAGUGCUAUAUAAAAUCAUUCACGCUCAACUUCAUUCUUCGUUACAUUGUGUCCAACUUUGCUUGAAUUUACAUUCACGAUAAAUUGAAGCCGUUGGAAAAUAAAUUACGGUUGUGACAGACAAAUUCUGACUCCACACAUACGCACAAAUAUAUAAAUUGCAUAGCUACAACGCUCUACAU
Nasonia vitripennis (jewel wasp) is the source of this 1845-nucleotide messenger RNA. RefSeq names its product UPF0764 protein C16orf89 homolog. The transcript has 7 exons. Gene Ontology annotation, cellular component: membrane; cytosol. The record is from RefSeq and is a predicted model, not a curated record. NCBI's taxonomy places the organism in Eukaryota, Metazoa, Arthropoda, Insecta, Hymenoptera, Pteromalidae. Bases 236 to 1246 code for a protein of 336 amino acids.